AUGUCCAACGAUCUAGGGAAAGCCCUGGAGCACGCUGGUGGUACGGGGAAACAGCGCGAAGGUAUCGGGAUCAAUACCUUCCUUGCAUCAUUGGGUACUGCGAUCGUGAUUUUCGCAGUUGAAUUUCUAUUGUUUUUGCUUCUCAAGGGAAAGCUUACUCGCAUCUACCAACCAAGAACCUACCUCGUCCCUGAUAGGGAACGUACCGCGCCCUCCCCGCCUGGAUUUUUUCGAUGGGUCGGCCCUGUGUUUCGUACCUCCAGUUCUGAGUUCAUUCAAAAAUGUGGUCUCGACGCCUAUUUCUUCCUGCGAUACCUACGAAUGCUCCUGAAAAUAUUCGUACCGCUAGGAUGCCUUCUACUACCGACUCUUCUACCUCUGAAUAAAGUGAACGGGAAGAACCAGAGUUACAAAAAUGGGACCGCAAGUGGAGGCCAAUGGAACGUCAGCGGUCUCGACCAACUAGCCUGGGGAAAUGUCACCCCUGAAAAUACGAGUCGCUACUGGGGCCACCUCAUUAUGGCUUUCAUAGCUAUCGUGUACGUAUGCGCCGUGUUCUUCGAUGAACUCAGAGGGUACAUUCGCCUUCGACAGGCUUAUUUGACUUCCCCGCAACAUCGGCUUCGCGCAUCUGCGACAACCGUGCUAGUGACUGCUAUCCCUGAAAGCUGGCUUACGGUGGAAGCCCUCGAUUCGCUGUUUGACGUAUUCCCUGGAGGUAUCCGCAACAUUUGGAUCAACCGAAACUACGACGAUCUCAACGAGAAGGUGAAAGAAAGGGAUGAAUUGGCUCUAAAGCUCGAAUCUGCUGAGACCGACUUGAUUGUAAAAUGUAAGAAGGCACAAUUGAAGCAGGCGAAAGUUGAAGCCAAAAAGGCUGGCAAGGACGCUAAGGUGGUCGGCAAGCAAGAAAAGCAGGUGGCCGAUAGGAAAGCUUCUCAGCUAGCGAUGGAUGCUGGUGUUAGUUCAGGUGACCCACAUCAAGCCCAUACGCUCAAUCAAGUACUUCACCGUCGCGGCGGCUCCAAAAAAGAGCAGGAUGAACAAGGGCAUUGGAACCCUUUUGAUCCGGCCAUCGAGGCUGCCGAAGCGGUCGGCCAAGGAGUGGGAAAGCUGGGGAAAUCUGUUCUGGGUGGCCUCAAGAAGGUCGAGGACGGAAUUGAUGGAACCCUAACUCGUACCGGAGGCUUUGUUCCUGAAGACAACCCACAUGAGACGGCUGGAGAGCGGGGACGGUUUUCUGGUGGCAAUGGGCCGCGCGAGUCUCUCUCGUUGAACGCAAAGCCCAGAGAGGCUGGCCAAGAGAAUGGUUCGAAUCACAAAAGCCCGAGGAAUCAAAGCCCCAGUGCUGCGGGCCUAGGCUCAUCCUCUCAACCAAAAAGGCCUUUCUGGAAAAGUCGAGGUUCAAGCAAUUCUAAAACUAGCAGCAAGACUGAACCAGACGAGCUUCCUUUGACCGGCCCCGAAAGCCCCGUCGACGCGGAGGAAACACUCGACUCUGACCCCAAUAUCCUGCCGACAGGAAGAGAGGACAGUAAAGCCAAUAAAUCCGGGGGUCGCCUGGAAGGAGAAAAGGUGGACGGGGAAGAGUAUCCAAUCGCUUACAACGAAGAUUUCGACAACGAAGACUUUGGAGAGCCAUUGUGGAAGAAGUACAUCAAAGACAAAGAUCGCGACACCAUGCGAUUGCCAAUCUUUGGUUGGAAAUGGAUGCCAUCUAUUUGGCUUAUCGGAAAGAAGGUCGACACCAUUGAUCACUGCCGCAAAGGAGUGGCGCGACUGAACCUAGAAAUCGAGAUUGAUCAGCAACACCCGGAGAAAUUCCCGCUGAUGAACUCUGCGUUUAUUCAAUUCAACCACCAGGUGGCAGCACAUAUGGCUUGCCAGGCGGUCAGCCACCACGUCCCCAAACAAAUGGCCCCUCGCAUCGUGGAAAUUUCGCCCGACGACGUCAUAUGGGACAACAUGUCAAUCAAAUGGUGGGAACGCUACCUCCGUACAUUCGGGGUUUUCGCUCUUGUCUGCGCCAUGGUGAUCGGGUGGGCGUUCCCUGUAGCUUUCACGGGAUUGCUUUCACAGCUAUCGUACCUGGAGGAUGCUUUCACCUGGUUAUCGUGGAUUUCGAAACUGCCAGAAUGGUUUGUCUCUGCCGUACAGGGUAUCCUACCGGCACUGUUUUUGGCCAUCCUUAUGGCCAUAUUGCCUUUGAUCCUCCGUUUUCUUUGCCGAACUCAAGGUCUUCACACUGGCAUGGCCGUGGAACUCACCGUCCAGCAUUACUAUUUCGCCUUCCUGUUCGUGCAACUUUUCCUGGUUGUGGCCAUUUCGUCUAGUUUUUCCACUAUCAUCAACAACGUCACCAACGUCACCAGCUGGCCGGAACUCUUAGCACAAAAUAUUCCCUCGUCCAGCAACUACUUCUUCUCGUACAUGAUUCUGCAAGCCAUGUCAGUGAGUGCUGGUGCUCUGGUUCAGAUUGUGAAUCUUGUCAGCUGGUUCAUCCUUGCUCCUUUUCUCGACACGACUGCAAGGAAGAAGUGGGCGCGAACUACUAAUUUGAACCAAAUGCAAUGGGGUACCUUCUUUCCCGUUUACACUACUUUGGCGUCAAUCGGGCUGAUCUAUUGCGUCAUUUCACCACUCAUUCUUAUCUUCAACAUCCUUACAUUCGGUCUCUUCUGGUUCGUUUAUCGGUACAAUACCCUUUAUGUCACCAAAUUUCGCUUCGAUACUGGCGGGUUACUUUUCCCUCAGGCCAUCAAUCAGCUAUUCACAGGAUUAUACGUUAUGGAAGUCAGCUUGAUCGGACUGUUCUUCUUAGUCCGUGAUGUGCAGGGCUCUGUUGCCUGCAAAGGUCAAGCAAUCUUCAUGAUUGUGGUGCUCGUUCUCACGGCAGGGUAUCAGAUUUUGUUGAAUGAGGCAUUUGGCCCUUUGAUUCGUUACCUUCCCAUCACUCUAGAAGACGAUGCCGUCCGCCGCGAUGAGGAAUUUGCACGCGCCCAAAGGGCAAGAUUAGGCUUGCCAAGUGAUGACGAGGAAGAUGAUACAGUUGAGCACCAACUCGCGGAGAACGAGCGCCGGGAACGCCAGGCUGAUAGGGCAUCUCACGACAUCGAGUUGAAGCAAAUCGAAGCCAACAAAGAAGAGCAGAAACACAAGCAUACGACAAAGCGCCCUGGGAUGGCGCCCAAACGUUCAUCGUGGGCCAAUUCACCCUCAAAAGGCCGGUCAACAUACUUUGGUGGCAGGUCCGACGCCUCUGUUCCCAGUGUACAACGCAUGCGGGAGAAAAUCGCCGAGGACGCCGAGAACCAGGGCCCCCCUGCCCGCAACAUUGGCCAGGGAAUAUUUGCUGGUAUCCAUGACGAAUUAGAAGAUCUAACUCCAGAGGAGCGCGAUCAGCUGGUCCAGCGCGCUUUCCAACAUGAUGCUCUCCGGGCCAAACGCCCAGUGGUCUGGAUCCCGCGAGACGAUAUCGGUGUCAGCGACGACGAAGUUUACCGUACCCAGCGAUUCAGCAAACACAUCUGGAUCAGUAACGAGUAUCAAGCCUUGGAUGGCAAGUGCCGCACUAUCUUCAGUCGUAGUCCUCCGGACUUCUCUCAGGUGGAUCUGAUUCAACUGUAA
Molecule: messenger RNA, 3627 nt
Organism: Aspergillus affinis
Lineage: Eukaryota; Fungi; Ascomycota; Eurotiomycetes; Eurotiales; Aspergillaceae
Product: putative DUF221 domain protein
Exons: 3
Coding region: 1-3627 (1208 amino acids)
Cellular component (GO): plasma membrane
Molecular function (GO): calcium-activated cation channel activity
Source: RefSeq, a predicted model, not a curated record